Drosophila willistoni is the source of this 1410-nucleotide messenger RNA. RefSeq lists its product as uncharacterized. The record is from RefSeq and is a predicted model, not a curated record. The coding region runs from base 882 to 1127 and encodes 81 amino acids. Lineage: Eukaryota; Metazoa; Arthropoda; Insecta; Diptera; Drosophilidae. The transcript has 3 exons. Gene Ontology annotation, molecular function: protein binding.
AGAAAAUUGAUGCCGACGGACGACAUCCACACACGAGUGUAAAUCUUUUUUAGCAUGAAAAAAUUCUAUAAAACUAACAGACACUGUGUGGUCGGUUAUCAUUCGUGUGAGCAGACGACGACGGCGACGACAUCAUUCUGUUGAUUUUUGAUAUUGAAGUUGAAUUUUUUUCGUGAUUUUGAUUGAUUGUGCUGCAGCAGCCCGAAUCUGUUCAAUACCCAGUCCCCCCUGCCCCCACACAUACACUCAUACACUCACACACACACACACACACACACGCACACACACACCGCACAUACACGCCCCCUAACGUGAGGCACCGCGCGUUCCACAGUCGCAACUCGAAACUGAGGUUGGACCUAAAGGAUAUCUUUGCGCGUGCUCUUGGUUUCAGUUCGCAUUUGAACGCCUGCUGGUGCGGAUUGUCUGCAACGCGCCAAAAAGAACUAAAAUUAUAACAAAAUUUAUAUAUAAAAAUAAAAUAAAACACAAAAAAAAACAUCUAUAUAUACACGCCCAUCAAUAAUAUAUAGAUUAAAAAAAAUAAAAACACACGUGUCUCUUAACUCUGUGUGACAAGUCUGACAAGCCCCAAAAACUAGUGUAAAGCAAAAACAAAAAAAAAAAACAAAAAUUGUUAAUCAUUGAAAAACCAAACGCUGCAUAAUUAAUUCGUCUGACCCUCAAGGUUCAUGCAUCGUCAAUAAAUAAUAAAAUAAAUAUUAUUUGUUAUUGUGCCGGAGACUCGAACGUGUGUACUCUUCCUCUCAACAAUAAAAAAAAAAUCUCUCUCUUUAAUUAAUAGAAAGAGAGUGAGAGACAAGCAAAAACAAAUAUAUAGAAAGUAAUAUUAUAAUAAUCAAACAACAACCACAGCAAAAAUGAAGCUCUUUGCAGUAUUCUUGACAUUAGCACUUUUCGCCCUAACAACUCUUGUGCAGGGCUUCAGCCUGCCAGAUCCGAAUGUUAAGUGCUCCAUGGAGUGUGAUACACAGGAGGAUGCGGCAAUUUGUGCCGCCGAUGAUAAGGGGACCACCAAGACUUAUCGCAAUGUUUGCAUUAUGAAGACAGAGAAUUGCCUACAGAAUGCAAAUUUCCAAAAGAUCAGUGACAAGGAAUGUCCGUAGAAAUGACGAAAACAUAAUAUUGAAUUGGAAGUAGAAUGAAACUUAUCCUCAUUCUCCCUCUUGCGUGGUAUUUGUGUGUGAUAUUUUUAAGUUGUGCUCCAGCAGAAUACAAAAACAACACGCCUCUCUUUCCCUGCCCCAGCCCAAGACUCCAAACGCUUCCCUAGUCCCAAAAUACCCCGCCCCUUAAUGCAUAAAUAAUGAUAUUCGUAUUCUAUAAUUAUUCAUAAUUUUACAUAUUUUUAUAAAAUAAAAAAUAAAGUAAUCUUAUUCUACAUACGCA